GUUCUAGAAAUUUAUAUAAAUCGAGGUGGCUCCUAACCUCAACGUUUAAUCCUCGCCUAUUUGAAGUAAAGUGCGGUGUUCAAAAUGUCUCAGGUUCCACUUAUAACAUUCAACAAUGGAAAAACCAUCCCUAUUUUUGGGUUGGGAACGUGGAAGUCCAAGCCUGGUGAGGUCGGUCAAGCCGUGAAAGACGCCAUCGAUGCCGGCUACCGUCACAUCGAUUGCGCCCACGUCUACGGAAACGAAAAAGAAAUCGGCGAAGCCCUCAAAGAAAAAUUCGCCGAAGGAAAAGUGAAGCGCGAAGACAUCUUCAUCACCAGCAAACUGUGGUGCACCCACCACAGGCCCGGCGCAGUAGAGGAGGCCCUCAAAAACACCUUGCAGGACUUGGGCUUGAAAUAUUUGGAUUUGUACCUGAUCCAUUGGCCCUUUGCUUUUAAGGAAGGUUCUGAACCUUUCCCAAGCGGUGACGACAAGUUCGCCGAUUACGAUUACGUAGAUACCUGGAAAGCUAUGGAGGAAGUCCAGAAAAAAGGACUCACUAUGUCCAUUGGAAUCUCGAAUUUUAACAAGAGACAAAUCGAGCGCGUCCUCCAAAACUGCACGAUCGUACCUCAAACAAACCAGAUUGAAGUCCACCCAUACUUGAUCCAAACAAAGAUAAUCGAGUUUUGCAAAUCAAAGGGCAUCACCAUCACCGCAUACAGCCCCUUAGGGUCUCCAGAUAGGCCAGGGGCCAAACCUACCGACCCAAAAAUGUUGGACGACGUAAAAAUCACAGCAAUCGCCAAAAAGUACAACAAAACUCCCGCACAAGUAGUAUUAAAAUACCAAGUACAAAGAGGUAACAUCACCAUUCCAAAGUCGGUCACCAAAAGCAGAAUCAUCGAGAACUUCGAUAUCUGGAACUUCGACCUCACCAAGGAUGACAUUGCUUUAAUCGAUACUUUCGAUUGCAACGGCAGAUUUUGCGCUUAUGUAGAUGCGUAUGAGCACAAAGAUCACCCUUUCAUCAAUGAUGAAUAUUAAAUAAAUUCUUACACAAAAUUUAAUUUAAAUUAAAUUGUUACUUUAAUAAUGUUUUAUAUGUUUUAAAUAUAUAAUAAUAACAA
Brassicogethes aeneus is the source of this 1112-nucleotide messenger RNA. NCBI's taxonomy places the organism in Eukaryota, Metazoa, Arthropoda, Insecta, Coleoptera, Nitidulidae. The record is from the annotation of a GenBank genome assembly.